This is a messenger RNA of Lathyrus sativus (Indian pea), 1665 nucleotides long. Lineage: Eukaryota; Viridiplantae; Streptophyta; Magnoliopsida; Fabales; Fabaceae. The record is from the annotation of a GenBank genome assembly.
AUGGCUAUCCAAGAAGCUUUGAUAGAUAGGCCAAGAAAAUCCCUUCCCAAAACUUUCUGGUUAAUCCUCUCUUUAGCUGCUAUCAUAAGCUCAUCAGCCCUUAUUGUUUCUCAUCUCAACAAACCAAUCUCCUUCUUUCACCUGUCAUCAACUCCCAAUCUGUGUGAGCAUGCUGUUGAUACAAAAUCAUGCUUAACUCAUGUAUCAGAAGUUGUUCAAGCCCCAACCUUGGCUAACACAAAAGACCACAAAUUGAGCACACUCAUAUCCUUAUUAACCAAGUCCACCACACACAUUCAAGAAGCCAUGAACAAGGCCAAUGUUAUCAAACGCCGAGUUAACAACCCUAGAGAGGAGACGGCUUUGAAUGACUGUGAGCAACUAAUAGACUUGUCCAUGGAUAGAGUUUGGGACUCAGUGUUGACUUUAACAAAAAAUAAUGUUGAUUCACAGCAAGAUGCACACACAUGGCUAAGUAGUGUGCUCACUAACCAUGCAACAUGUCUGGAUGGUUUAGAAGGUACAUCUCGGGUCGUUAUGGAAAGUGACAUCCAAGAGUUGAUAUCAAGAGCUAGAUCUUCUCUGGCCGUGCUUGUUUCCGUUUUACCUACAAAGAGUAACGACGGAUUCAUUGAUGAAUCAUUGAACGGUGAAUUUCCCUCAUGGGUAACGAGUAAGGAUCGAAGGCUUUUGGAGUCUACAGUUGGGGACAUAAAGGCCAAUGUUGUGGUGGCUAAAGAUGGGAGUGGUAAGUUCAAAACCGUGGCUGAGGCUGUGGCGUCUGCACCAGACAACGGUAAGGCAAGGUAUGUUAUCUAUGUGAAAAGGGGAACCUACAAAGAGAAGGUAGAAAUCAGUAAGAAAAAGAAGAAUGUGAUGCUCGUCGGUGAUGGUAUGGAUGCAACAAUAAUCACAGGCAGUUUGAAUUUUAUCGAUGGAACAACCACUUUCAAUAGUGCAACUGUUGCUGCUGUUGGGGAUGGGUUUAUAGCUCAGGACAUAGGGUUCCAAAACACGGCAGGCCCAGAAAAGCACCAGGCAGUUGCUCUCCGCGUAGGUGCUGAUCAAUCUGUCAUCAACCGUUGUAAAAUUGAUGCAUUCCAAGACACUCUCUACGCACACUCCAACCGACAAUUUUACCGUGACUCCUUCAUUACCGGUACUGUUGACUUUAUCUUUGGAAACGCGGGUGUUGUGUUCCAGAAGAGCAAACUUGUGGCCCGAAAGCCCAUGAGCAACCAAAAAAACAUGGUCACGGCCCAAGGUAGAGAAGACCCAAACCAGAACACUGCAACUUCAAUUCAGCAAUGUGAUGUCAUACCAAGCUCGGACCUCAGGCCUGUGCAAGGCUCCAUCAAAACAUACCUAGGCCGCCCAUGGAAGAAAUACUCCAGGACUGUUGUGUUGCAGUCCGUCGUGGACGGCCAUAUUGACCCAGCAGGAUGGGCUGAAUGGGAUGCCGCGAGUAAGGAUUUUCUGCAAACAUUGUAUUACGGAGAGUACUUGAACAGUGGAGCAGGUGCUGGUACCAGCAAGAGAGUGACAUGGCCUGGUUAUCAUAUCAUCAAAACAGCUGCAGAGGCUAGCAAGUUUACAGUAACACAGCUCAUCCAGGGCAAUGUUUGGUUGAAGAACACAGGGGUAGCCUUCAUUGAAGGCCUGUAG